This is a messenger RNA of Rhipicephalus microplus (southern cattle tick), 831 nucleotides long. RefSeq names its product lipase member K-like. The record is from RefSeq and is a predicted model, not a curated record. Lineage: Eukaryota; Metazoa; Arthropoda; Arachnida; Ixodida; Ixodidae. Gene Ontology annotation, molecular function: hydrolase activity, acting on ester bonds.
AUGAAAAAACUAUACAUUCAGAGCCUAAUUUUUCUGUGUAUAGCCAAGAUUAGACACACAGAGAGCACAGUUGAUAAAGAUGCCUUCAAGAGCACAGCACAGCUAAUAGCUAGCCAGGGGUACCCUGUCGAAGAGUAUGAUAUCAUGACGGAAGACUGGUACAUCAUCACGGUGCAGAGAAUACCGGCUGGACGAGGAGCCACUGCAGGUGGAAUUAGAAAACGAAAGCCAGUCGUGUUUUUGAUGAGCGGAUUGGAGGGCUGCAGUGCAGACUAUGUUGUGAACCUGCCGCACCAGAGUCUCGGUUUCAUCCUAGCUGACAACAGUUUCGACGUGUGGAUUGGAAACGUAAGAGGAACCAAGUAUUCCCGUCAUCUCUUCCUAGAAAGGAAACAAAGAAAGUUCUGGAACUUCUGCCUCGACGAAAUGAUACGGUACGAUCUACCGGCGCAAAUAGACAGUAUACUGUACCAUACCGGAGAAGCUGCCCUGCAGUUUGUUGGGUGGUCACAGGGAGGUGGGAUCAUGUUCGGUUUUCUUGCCGACAGGCCCGAAUACAACAAAAAGAAAAUUGUGGACUUGCUCUUCGGAGGAACAUUGACGGGAAGGAACGAGCAGCUUCUCAACAAAGUGAAACUAUUGUCCUGCAGAAGCGUUCGACCACGCGGACUCUGCAAUGCGAGCUUCAUCCUUAUGAACGGAGGAUAUCCCAUCGACAUGAACACGACGAGGCUACCGGUGUACUUGGCGAACGACCCUGCAGGAACGUCCGUGCGCAACGUGCUUCACUUGGCUCAGGUGACUGCCGACGAAAAAUGGUCUCUUGAAUAG